UGCAGUUUGCCGGGGGUACUAUUUGACGACCCGGCACUCGGUGGGCUGGGUCUCUCUCGACCGCCUUGUCCAUAACUCGCCUUCGUUUCCCCGAGCGUCGUACUCUAUCUAUCUAGUGUAGUAAUAAUCCGUGUCUUCCUCUCCCUUCCCCUUUCUCUGACCCAGUCCGUCCCACUCUCACUCUUCCCUCUGUCAAUUUCUCGUAGUUCUGCAGAAGAAACUCUCCUUCACGUCUUCUGCAAUUUGCUUACUUGUCUUCUGUCAGUUUCUUCUGGAAUCUUUGUGUUGUGUUGUGAGGUUUGGUUGGUUGACUUGAUUUCCUCGGUUUCGUUGUGGCAUUCCGAUUGUGUUUUAGAGCGUUCUAUCAAACUAUUGUGAGAGAGAAUUGAUACGAGAGUGAGACUCGCAGGCUUAAUUCUGCGAAUCGACGGACUGGAGACCGAGAAUCGUUGAAUUGGUUGUGGAGCUAGCGGGGAAUCGGAGGAAAUCGGUUUGAUUCGUUUCUUCCUGGUCACGUCAGGCGUUUCCUGGGGAUUGACAUCAAUCCGGAAGCUGGAAGGAUCUGGGUGCUUUACAGGAAGGGCUGGGAAGUAUUAGGAGGAUUCAGUACAGACAUAAAUUGCACACGCACCAAUCGAGUGUCAAUAAAAAGUAGCCGGGGCGUCGUCGGUGUAGUAGUGCGUGCGUGUGGAAAUCAUCGAGGCGAAAGGAAACGGAAGGAUUUGAGCAUCGACGAUGAACUGGAGAAGAUGCGGUCGACGGGCCGCGCAGGCACAAGUGGUUAGCACGAGUGUGCCGGAUCCCGACUGGUCUAUGUUAUUAGACGAGGCUCUUGCUGAAAUCUUUCAGCGACUCCCUCUCCCGGAGAGGUUGCAGGUGGUGCCCAUGGUGUGCAAGAACUGGAAGAAGGUAGCUUGCGACCCCACCAGCUGGAGGGUCAUCGACAUGGUGCCAUGGAUUCAACAGAAGAUGGACGCCGAGUGCAUGUGGGAAUACGACUGCGAGCCCGUCGUGGAUCGCCUCGUCAAGAUUCUCGUCGAUCGCAGCAGAGGUCAACUCCGCGAGCUUCGCACAAUGUACGUCUCGGACGACGCGAUCGAAUACAUGGCCGAUAGAUGUCCGCUCUUGGAGGUGCUGACGAUGCAAUCGAGCUUGGGCGUGACGAACAAGUCGGCGCUGAAGCUGGCCACGAUGUCUCCGAAGCUGAGGCAUCUGGAUGUGAGCGACUGCUACAAUAUCUCGAAGCAGGCACUGAUGGCGUUCGGUGACAACUGCCCGUCUCUGGAGUGGCUGGGCCGGAACAUGGUGAACCAGAAUGCGACGAAUCACGCCUUCGAAAUGGCCAGCUCGCCGCCGGGGGGCGACGAGGAGGCCAUCACCAUGUCCAGGCACUACCCGAGACUGAAGCAUCUGGAGAUGAAGAAGACGUGCAUUUCCGACCGAGGCUUGAGGCAUUUGGCCAUCGGCUGCCGGAACCUGCAAAGCCUGAACGUGGCCUGCUGCUACGUCUUGUCUCCCAAGGCGCUGGACGAUGUGAGCAGGAACUGCACCAACCUGAGAGAAUUCACGAAACCCAUCACUCCUCGAAUGCACAUCAGCCCCAACGACUUUCAGGCCACGAUGCUUUUCGAGUGACGGGAAUGAGGACGAGGACGAGGACGAGGAGGUGGAUUUGGAGGCGGAGGCUGAUAAUGAUUGAUCGAUGGAUAUGGGGCCGUGCUGAUGAGAAAAUUGGAUCAGAUACUUGAAUAUCGUAAGGUGGAGCCGUAAGAGGAUCGCCUGUAAGUUUUGCACAAGGUCCGUUGACAUGGCUACCACUGAGCCAAGUCCUUGCGGUUGUAAGUCUUGGGUGCAGGUGGGGGUUUUGAUUCAACACGGUGCUGCUAGAGCCUUGUAAACGUCUGAGUCUGUAUGAUAAGCUUUUAAAUUUUCACGUUCUAAGAGAGGGAUGUCUGAAAUUCUGGGCCCUGGACUUUCAAUAUGCCGCCCACCCGCUCUGAUCCUCAAUCGUUGUACCCUGGUAGAUCAGCAAUUUCUGCAACUAUUACACAAUCCGGUUCUUCUACCGCUAGCUCUCUGUGGCCUCUUAUCGACGGCAGGAUUUCUAGAAACCCGCAACUCUAGCGUACCUCCGAUCCUAUGGAUUCGAUUCUUUCGAGUACAUGAUCAUAAGAGAGAGCUCUUCCAACACAACGAUCUUCCCAGACACUCCCUUCGCCCCUGCAGACCCUCCGUGCUGCCCUGUGAUGCAGCUCCAGCUCGGCACUUGCUCCCUCUCUGAACCUGCUUAUGUGACGCACUCGCCGGACCUUCAAGCUCAUGAUGGUAUCCUCUAGACGAAGACGAAGAUGAAGACGAAGAUGAAGAUGAAGAUGAAAUGAAGAAGACGAUGAUAACGAUGGCGAAGAUGAAAUUGCCGAUAACGAUGAUGACUACAGCCAAGGCUUACUACCGCAGUCUGUGACUUGCAGUAUGCACAUACAUGUACGCAGUGCUUGGGCACCCGCAGGAACGAUCGCACGCGACGAUCAAUCGAAGCUGCUGCGUACCACGUUGCUAUAGAUCCUCUACCCGUCCCCCCACCGCAACAGCAGCAAUUGGAAACGAAUGAGGGUUUCUCAUCUCCACUGAAAUCUUGAUCAGGCUGAGAAGAGGCUUAAUCUAGAUCUUUUGGGGCAUGUUUCUCAACUCGCUAGUGUAUUUAAUUCAGGCAGUAGAUAGGAGUCGAGAUGAUGAAACAACUAGACGGUCCGAAAUUGCAACAUAAUUUCAGUCCUCAUUCUUCCUUCGCACCAUCACUGGGACAAGCAUGAUGACGCUUGUGCUGAAUAGAUUUCCCGUGAAAUGACAGCUUCUUUCUAAGACCAUGUCCAUGACUUGAAUAUAUCAAUUUCGAGACUUGUAGGAGAGAGAGUCUCGAGUGAUUUCGAGCCCUCACGCGCGAGAUUCGUAAAACGUUCUUCGUGUCGAGAGGGAUGUAAACUUUCAAAUAAUGUAAA
This is a messenger RNA of Marchantia polymorpha subsp. ruderalis, 2999 nucleotides long. Lineage: Eukaryota; Viridiplantae; Streptophyta; Marchantiopsida; Marchantiales; Marchantiaceae. The record is from the annotation of a GenBank genome assembly.